Molecule: messenger RNA, 2488 nt
Organism: Chlamydomonas reinhardtii
Lineage: Eukaryota; Viridiplantae; Chlorophyta; Chlorophyceae; Chlamydomonadales; Chlamydomonadaceae
Exons: 12
Coding region: 196-2397 (733 amino acids)
Cellular component (GO): mitochondrion
Molecular function (GO): GTP binding
Source: RefSeq, a predicted model, not a curated record
AUGCAGUAGGAGAUACAGUAAAGAUCACGACACAUGCUGAACGGCUUGCUUCGCCUCAGACCACCAGUCUCAGUUGCAAAGGCAGUUUGUGCAAUUGAAAGCUGCCGUAGUAUUACAUGCCAUACUUAUAAUCCAAAUAUCGUGUCGCUCUUCUCUCCGGCCCUCCCUGCUUACCUCUCGCGGCUCUCGCCAAGCAUGCGCGCCGCCGUCGGUCGCGACGCUCUUGCCGCGGGCGCAGCGGUGGCGUCUCCGUGCAGCACCAGCGGCCGCGCCGCCCUGCUACGGCCGCUGGUCGUGGCAGCGGCCCCCGGCUUUCGUGGCCAAGCGAGCGGUGCAGCCGCUGCUGCCGCAGUGCCCAGCCCUAGCCCGAGCCCGCUGCUCGCUGGGGCCUCCUCCUCGUCCCCCUCGUGCUCCCCCUCGUGCUACAGCCAGCAGCGCCAGGCCAGCUUGCUCAGCCGGCGUUGGUCCAGCAUCAGCUCCACCUCGCACCGCCCCGUGGCUACUGCCGCCAGCGGCCGCGGCGACGGCGCAACCGUCGCCGACGGCGCCGCUGGCUCCUCCCCCGCCUCCUCGUCUUCCCCUCCGCGGCCGUCCGCCGCCGACCUGUCCGCCGCCAGCGCGCAGCUGCUGAGCGACGACCAGCUGCGGGCGGCGGGGCUGCGGCUGCCGUCGCACUGCUGCGGCUGCGGCAUGCGGCUGCAGCGCCGGGACGCGGAGGCGCCCGGCUAUUUCAUCAUUCCCGCCCGCCUGUUUGAGCCCAAGCGGGACCCGGACGCGGACGAGGACGGCUUCGGACGGGCCGGCCGCGGCCGGGGCGGCGCCGGCGCUGGCGCGGAGGCCGGUGGCGAGCUGGGGGAGCUGAUGAAGGCGGCGCGUCAGGAGAUGGACGCGGAUGCGGAGGCCGACGCGUACGACGACGUGGGUCUGGUGCGUGCGGACGAGGAGCCGGACGUGCUGUGCCAGCGGUGCUUCUCGCUCAAGCACUCGGGCAAGGUCAAGGUGCAGGCGGCGGAGACGGCGCUGCCGGAUUUUGACCUGGGCAAGAAGGUGGGCCGCAAGAUCCACCUGCAGAAGGACCGGCGCGCAGUGGUGCUGUGCGUGGUGGACAUGUGGGACUUCGACGGCUCACUGCCGCGCGCGGCGCUCAGGUCGCUGCUGCCCCCGGGCGUGACUUCCGAGGCCGCCGCGCCCGAGGACCUCAAGUUCAGCCUCAUGGUGGCGGCCAACAAGUUCGACCUGCUGCCGCCGCAGGCCACACCCGCACGAGUGCAGCAAUGGGUGCGGCUGCGGCUCAAGCAGGCCGGCCUGCCGCCGCCGGACAAGGUGUUCCUGGUCAGUGCGGCCAAGGGCACAGGCGUCAAGGACAUGGUGCAGGACGUGCGGCAGGCGUUGGGCUACCGCGGCGACCUGUGGGUGGUGGGCGCCCAGAACGCGGGCAAGAGCUCCCUCAUCGCCGCCAUGAAGCGGCUGGCGGGGACGGCGGGCAAGGGCGAGCCCACCAUCGCGCCAGUGCCCGGCACCACGCUGGGCCUGCUGCAGGUGCCGGGGCUGCCGCUGGGGCCCAAGCACCGCGCCUUCGACACGCCCGGCGUGCCGCACGGCCACCAACUCACCAGCCGCCUGGGGCUGGAGGACGUCAAGCAGGUGCUGCCCUCCAAGCCGCUCAAGGGGCGCACCUACCGCCUGGCGCCUGGCAACACCCUGCUCAUAGGCGGGGGCCUGGCCAGGCUGGACGUGGUGUCCAGCCCCGGCGCCACGCUGUACCUGACCGUGUUCGUCAGUCACCACGUCAACCUGCACCUGGGCAAGACGGAGGGCGCCGAGGAGCGGCUGCCUCGGCUGGUGGAGGGCGGCCUGCUGACGCCGCCCGACGACCCGGCGCGCGCCGAGCAGCUGCCGCCGCUGGUGCCGCUGGACGUGGAGGUGGAGGGCACGGACUGGCGCAGGAGCACUGUGGACGUCGCCAUUGCGGGGCUGGGCUGGGUGGGCGUGGGCUGCGCGGGCCGGGCGGGCUUCCGGCUGUGGACGCUGCCGGGCGUGGCGGUGACGACGCACGCGGCGCUGAUUCCGGAUAUGGCGGAGAUGUUUGAGCGGCCGGGGGUGUCCAGCCUGCUGCCCAAGGCGCAGACGCGCGCGCACGCGGCCGUGAAGGAGAAGAAGGCGGAGCGGGCCGAGCGGCGGGGAGGCGCUGGGGGUGAUGGGGGCGAUGGAGGAGGGGGUGGUGGUGAGGGCCGUGUGGUGAGCAGGGGCGAGCGCGGCUGGGAGGCGGCGGGGGCGGUGCCGGCUGUGGGCAGGUCGGGCGGCGGAGGCGGUGGUGGUCGGGGAGGGCGCGGCGGUGGGCGUGGCGGCAGGGGGCGCGGCGGGAGGUCGUCAGGCGGCCGCGGUGGCAACAGCUGAUGUGAUUGAGGCCGGCGGAAGUCUGUUGGGUGUGUGCGGCCUGCCCUUGAUGAGGAUCAGUUCCUGCAUUGAUCGCCCACGAGGAAGCACU